Molecule: messenger RNA, 12309 nt
Organism: Carcharodon carcharias (great white shark)
Lineage: Eukaryota; Metazoa; Chordata; Chondrichthyes; Lamniformes; Lamnidae
Product: tyrosine-protein phosphatase non-receptor type 14-like
Exons: 19
Coding region: 395-3961 (1188 amino acids)
Biological process (GO): lymphangiogenesis; protein dephosphorylation
Cellular component (GO): cytoskeleton
Molecular function (GO): protein tyrosine phosphatase activity
Source: RefSeq, a predicted model, not a curated record
GAAGAAAGUUUCACGAAACAAAAGUAGUUCUUGAGCGGAUGAGGUAAGGCUCUCCGUGCAACUUCAAACACUUCUGGUGAGCAGACGAAUCCCGAGCUCCUUUAGACAAGCAGAUCCUUUAUCCAGAACCGGAUUACUGUGCCAAUCUCCACUUGUGGAAACUUUUAAGGAAAAAAAACACAUUUGAAAAGUUUGAAGGGGAGCGCGCUGUUUGUGGUUUUAAUGGACUAACCAGACACAAUAAAGACAUGUAAACAGGAAGUCUCAAAUACUUAAAUGUCACCAGGAAAGGGGUAGUUGUUUUCACCCUCAGCAGAAAAGGAGCUGUAAGACAACAGGCAAACUGUUUGAAGGAUUCAGUUCUGAGAGAGGCAGCUUUCAAGGCUAGUGAGCCAUGCCUUUCAGGCUGAAACUGCGGAGGACCAGACGGUACAACGUUCUAAGCAAGAACUGCUUUGUGACACGCAUCCGAUUGCUGGAUAACAAUGUCAUCGAGUGCACACUGUCCGUAGAGAGCACAGGACAGGAAUGCCUGGAGGCCGUAGCUCAGCGGCUGGAACUGCGUGAGACACAUUAUUUUGGACUUUGGUUCCUCAGUAAGACUCAACAGGGACGAUGGGUAGAGCUAGAAAAAGCUCUGAAAAAACAACUGGACAAAUUUGCUAAUGAGCCUCUCCUUUUCUUUGGAGUGAUGUUCUACGUACCCAGUGUCUCAAAACUACAGCAAGAGGUCACAAGGUAUCAGUAUUAUCUUCAAGUAAAGAAAGAUGUGCUCGAUGGACGGCUUCCUUGUACAUUGGAGCAAGGCAUCAGGCUAGCUGGUUUAGCUGUGCAGGCUGAUUUUGGAGAUUAUGGACAGUAUGAGUCCCAGGAUUUCCUCAGGGAAUAUGUUUUGUUCCCAAUGGAUUGGGCUCAAGAUGAACGGAUGCUGGAAGAAAUGACACACAAGGUAGCAAUGCAACACCAGGCCUACAGUGGGAUGCCACCUGCAGAGGCUGAGUUACUAUAUAUAAAAGAAGUGGAACAGCUUGAAGGCUUUGGACAAGAAAGCUUUCCUGCUAAGGAUAAUCUUGGAAAUGACACUGUUAUUGGCAUUUCUUUUAUGGGAAUAUUCGUAAAGCACAGGAAUGGACGACCAACCAUAACAUACAGAUGGAAUGAAAUUGGAAAUAUAACGCACAAUAGGUCUUCAAUUAAUGUGGAGCUAGCAAGCAAAGAAGAAACUGUUCCAUUUCACACAGAUGAUAUUGAAAUGGCAAAAUACAUAUCACGGUUGUUCACAGCAAGACAUAAGUUUUAUAAACAGAAUAAAAUCUGCACAGAACAAACACAGUCAUGUUCCCCGACACCAAUCAGGAGACGACCCACAUGGAGCAGAUCAUCUUUGCCAAGGCAACAGCCAUUUAUAAUGCCACCAAUGCACGUUCAAUAUGGAGAGCAUUAUACUGAAACAAACACCUCACAAGAUAGUAUUUACCAUGGUAAUGAGGAAGGGUUCUACUGCAGAUCUCAGUCUAGCUUGGACAGAUGUCCAAUGGAGUAUAAUUACAUGAAUGGAACUGUGCCAAAUGGUAGUGUGUAUAGUGCUUCUAGCAUGAACUCAUUGAAUCAUUCACAAAACUUCAUCCAGGCAUCUCCAGUGUCCUCUAAUCUCAGCAUCCCUGGAAGUGACAUCAUGCGUGCAGAUUACAUCCCCAGCCACAGGCACAGCGCAAUCAUUGUGCCCUCAUAUAGGCCCACACCUGACUAUGAAACUGUAAUGAGGCAAAUGAAGCGAGGCGUCAUUCAUAUGGAUUGUCAAAGCCAGUCAUUGAGAAAUCUUAAUAUUGGAAACACUCAUGCAUACAACCAGCCGGAACCUAUGGUUUACAGUCAACCAGAGAUCAGGGACCGAUCCCAAUAUCCAUCUCGUUAUGGGUCAAAGCACAGUUACAACAAACCUGUAGCUACUUCUGCCCAGCAAAAUGCCAGCCAUCCUGCACCUACCCGGACAGCAAAUAGUGCAAUCUCUCACACAGUAAGCACACCAGAACUUGCCAAUAUGCAAUUACAGGGUACUCAAAAUUACAGUACUACCCAUAUGUUGAGAAAUCAUUUUUGUAGACCACCCCCUCCAUACCCACGUCCUCGGCCUGCUACUAGUACGCCAGACCUUGCCAGUCACCGCCACAAGUAUGUUAGUGGCAGCAGCCCUGAUUUAGUCAGUCGGAGAGUCCAGCUCUUUGUGAAGACAUUCCAAGAGGACAGUUCACCCGUGGUGCACCAGUCAUUGCAGGAGGUCAGUGAGCCCCUCACAACAGCCAAACAUCAUGCAGCUGUUAACAAGCGUCAUAGCCUAGAGGUAAUCAGCAGCAUGGUACGUGGUAUGGAGGCCAUGGCACUGAAAACUUUAAGUGCUUCAGUCCCCCAACGUAGGAACACCAUGCGUGAUCAACGACGCCAAGAGGAGCAGGUCCAAGAGAUUCAACAGCAACCUUCAUACCAUCACAAGAAGACACUGUCUGAUGCCACAAUGCUAAUUCACAGCAGUGAAAGUGAAGAUGAAGAGGAGACCCCUGACUAUGAUGUUCAAAUACCAGCAUUUAACGACAGGAUGGACUACAGGGCCCAGCUGCAGGCAGCAUUGGCAAAAAUACCAAACAAGCCCCCUCCUGAAUACCCAGGAAACAAAAAGAGUAUAAGCAAUGGAGCCUUAAGACAAGAACAAGUUAAAAUGUCAGAAUCUAUUGUCAGGACCAAACUACCGGGUUCUGAACUAGAUACCUUCUCACGAAAUGAACAAAUGACACUUAAUGGGUCCUCACUUGGGCCAUCCAUUUCUGAACCUGAUCUCACCAGUGUGAAAGAGCGUGUCAAAAAGGAGCCGGUCAAAGAAAGACCUGUAUCUGAACUGUUUUCUACUGAGGACAGCAUUGUGGAAAGGGAAAUCAUGUUGAGGAAUUUAGAAAAACAGAAACUAGCAGCAGCAGAAGCCCAAAAGAUAGGGCCACUGAAGUGGGCAGCGCUUAAUGGCCUAUCAAUGGCAAGGGUUCCAGUACUUGAGGACAGCCAAGAUGACACUUCAAAGGUCCCAAUGGAUGAAAGGUGUAAGAUGCUGGAAAGAAAGCUAGAAGAGGACAUGGUGUUUACAGAAUAUGAGCAGAUCCCAAAGAAGAUGGUGGAUGGUGUUUUCACCACAGCGACUCUUCCAGAAAAUGCAGAGCGGAAUCGUUUCAGGGAUGUCGUUCCAUAUGAGGAGAACAGGGUGGAGCUUGUGCCAACCAAAGAAAAUAACACUGGCUAUGUCAAUGCCUCUCACAUCAAGGUUACAGUUGCUGGAGAGGACUGGCAUUAUAUUGCCACACAGGGACCCCUGCCACAUACUUGCCAUGACUUCUGGCAGAUGGUGUGGGAGCAAGGAGUGAAUGUUAUUGUCAUGGUUACAGCAGAAGAGGAGGGAGGAAAACCAAAGACCCAUCGAUACUGGCCCAAACUGGGCUCGAAGCACAGUUCAGCAACUUAUGGAAAGUUUAAGGUGACAACCAAAUUCCGCACAGAUUCUGGUUGCUAUGCAACUACGGGUUUAAAGGUCAAGCACCUUUUGUCUGGACAGGAGAGGACUGUGUGGCACUUGCAAUACACAGACUGGCCAGACCAUGGCUGUCCGGAAGAUGUUCAGGGUUUUUUAUCUUAUCUAGAGGAAAUUCAAUCAGUCCGUCGACACACCAAUAGCAUGCUGGAUUCUACCAAGAGCUGCAACCCACCGAUAGUUGUACAUUGCAGUGCAGGAGCUGGAAGAACAGGGGUGGUGAUUCUAACAGAAAUCAUGGUUGGUUGCUUGGAGCACAAUGAGAAGCUGGAAGUGCCGGUUAUGCUGGGAUUUCUCCGACAACAGCGGAUGUUAAUGGUACAGACAAUAGCCCAAUACAAGUUUGUCUACCAGGUCCUCAUUCAGUUCCUGAAGAACUCCCGGUUGAUUUAGAUGUGAAUUGUUAAACUGUAUUUGAACCACCUUAACAUUUAGCAGUGGAAAUGGAGCUAGCUUUUUCAGUAAAAAAAAGUGUAGCUCAGUACAGCAAGCAGUUUGUCAAGUGAUACUUUGAUUUUUGGAACCCUGCCCUUUACACUGUUGAGUCUUGUUGGCUUUAAAGGCUGCUGUUGAAUCCUUCUAUAGAAUUCUAAAGUACUGAGCAUAGUAACAAGAAAGAGAACAUUCUGCGCACACACUUAGCAUGAGUGAAUGGUGGGCGUUCUUUUGCAGUUGCUGUGCUUUUGAUUGCACAGUGAUGUGCCAGAAUGAUGUUUUCCAACUAAACAAAAUGGAGCACUGUCCAACCUUGCAGAUUUGUAAAGAAGAUUAACAGUCAUAAGCUAAAAGUUUGUUGGAAGUGCAGCUCUGUUACAUCUUGAGCAAAAUUUUUAUUAUUGCUUCAUUCUCAUCAUGAAAAGACCAAAAGGUAUCAGGGGGGCUGAUCCAUUUGAUGGCAGUAUGAGGAUGAUUCAAUGAGUUCAUAAGCAUCUAAUAAUGAUUAGAAUUUUUAAAAAUAACUUACAAAGCCUGGUCUCAUAGUCAAAUCAGCAAAGAUGAGGUGAUUGUUACACUGUUAAAAAUAGAUGAUAACACAAUGAUGGUCUGCAGAGAUUAUUUUUAUAUUAAAUAGUUAAACUAAUGACAGCACAUGCCUUCAUCUUUUUGAACAUCUGUUCUCCUUGAGAUUUUGUGCUUACAAGGAUGAUUUCAGACCCUUUGGAUACAAUUGUAUAGUAUGAGUAUAGUGGGCAAAGUUUGCAGGAGUAGAGGACAGUUUUAUAUCCAAAUUGACUUGCAUCAGACCUUGUUGUAAUAAAUAGAAGCGCUAUGGAUAUCUUCAUAUAUUCAGGUGGUUUCACUGGUGAUUAAUGACAGAAUUGGAAUAGCGAUAUAUUUUCCCAUAAACAGCAGGACACUUUUAGUGGAACACUUGAGGACAGAGGUUGAAACAUCUGAAGGCGGCCCCCUCAGCAUGGUGUUAACAUUGAUUGAAGUAAAAUGUAUCUUAGAUGUUUUUAAGGAAGCUAGAAUCUUCCAUAUCAUAAUAUGUUUCAAAUGCUUGGAGAGAUAGACAUUCAGCAGCUGGCAGUGAUUUCUGGGAAUGAUAUAUAUAGCUGAGGAAGGGAAGUGUUUGUGUAUUGGGAGGUAAUCAGAUGAGAAUAUCUGGCUCAUAUUAUUUGGCUUUAUAAUCACCUAGGCCAGCUACUCAGCAGAGACUGUGCACAUUGCCAUCAGGGACAAGAGAUGAGUCUUUGUCAACUUGUCCAAAUGUGUGACUGGUAUUUUCAAUGACUUCAUUGGCAAUCCUGGAGGGUGCAUAGAGAGGGGUCAAUGUUGGCAGCUUUUUUGGUACAGCAGUUGACAGUUGGAUUCCUUGCAAUGAAAGACAUUGAUGGAUUUUGCUCUCCCUGAGGUAUUGAUUGUUAGCAACCCUGGAUAAGAACCUGCAGCCACAGGAAUGUGAAGCAAGCAUCAGAAACAAAGAUAUUGAUUGGUAUACCAAUUUAAGAUUAGAAAUAUUUAAAUAGGAUGUGGAACUCCAAUGAGUUACUAAUUUCAGUCCUGCCCAUCAUCAGGAAUGUUGGAGUGCUUUCUUACAGAAGUGAAGAAAAAUAAAGGUCAUUCAAGGGCGUAUUCACAUACCAAAGCAGAAUAGAGGCCUGGAGGCAUAUUUGCUAUUUGCCCAGUAGUCAGAGGUCUGGUGACACUGCAAGAACAGGAAAAUAACUUUAAAGAAAUAACAGUUUGACUCAUUAAUAAUAAUUUUUUUAGCCUAUAGAUUCAGUUGAAACUAGCAGCAGAGGUUUGGUCCCCUAAUUUUGAGUGCUGUAUUUUUAUUCUGUGACUAGUAUGCCAGGCUAUUGUGUUUAAUUAGUUUUGUAUUUAUUGCUAAACUGAUUUGUGAUCUUGUGCUACCUCAAAGCACUAGAAUUCAUGUAAAGUGGUCUGGUACACAGACUUUACUCAAAGAAUCGAAUAACUGGCAACUCUUCACUAACUGCAGAAAAUGCUGGAAACACUCAGCAGGUCAGCAUUAUGCACUAGGCCCAACCUUUUCCAGCUGUUUCAUCAGUUGCCUUUCCUCCAACAUAAGGUUGAAAGUGGCAUUGUUCCCUGAUGAUUGCAGAGUGUUCAGAACCAAUCAUGAUCUCUUAGUUAUUGAAGCAGUCUGUGCCCACAUGCAACAAGACCUGGACAAUAUUCAGGGUUGGACUUAAGUUGCAAGUAGAAUUUGCACCAUACAAAUGCCAAGUAAUGACCAUCUCUAACAAGAGAGAGUCUGUCAUCUCCCCUUGAUGUUCAACAGCAUCACUAUCACUAAAUCCCCCACCACCAACAUCCAGGGGAUUACCAUUGACCAGAAACUUAAUUGGAUCAGCUAUAUAAAUAACGUAGCUACAAGAGUAGCUCAGAAGCUGGAAAUACUGCAAUGAGUAACUCAUCUCCAGACUCCCCAAAGCCUAUUCACCAUCUACAAGGCACAAGUCAUGAGUGUGAUGGAAUACUCUGCACUUGCCUGUGGAUGAGUGCAGAGCCAACAACACUCCCUCAUAGCACUUGAUUGGAACCCCAUCAAACACCUUAAAUGUUCAUACCAUUCACCACCAAUGCACAGUGGCAGUGAUGUGCACCAUAUACAAGGUGCAUUGCAGCAACUUGCCAAACCUCCUUCAACAGCACCUUCCAGAUCCGCAACAGCUACCACCUAAUAGAACAAGGACAGCAGAUGAAUGGGAACACCUACAAGUUCCCCUCCAAGCCACACAUCACCCUGACUGGGAACUAUAUCACCGUUCCUUCACUGUCGCUGGGUCAAAAUCCUGGAACUCCCUCCCUAACAGCAUUGUGGGUGUACCUACACCACACGGACUGCAGCGGUUUAAGAAAAUGACUCUUCACCACCUUCUCAAAAGCAAUUAGGGAAGGGCAAUAAAUACUAACCUUGUCAGCGAUGCUCACAAAAACAGUUAAAAGUUUCACCUCUUGAGUUCUGAAACAUUAACACUAUGUUACUUUCUCCAUAGAUGCUGCCUGGCCUGCUGAGUGUUUCCAGCAUUUUUUGUUUUUAUUUCAGCUUUACAGCAUCUACUAUAUUUCUUUCUUCAAUAAUUACAUCUGAUUGAUGGUGUACGUUAUAGCAAGAUGUAUAUGAGUAACAUUUUCGUCUGCUCUAAUGUAAAGGAGCAAACAAGACCCCUCAAUGUGGAAUAGUAAAGUUUCAUUUUAAUUUAUUUUUUAUAUUUGUCCAGUUAUAUAAAUUAAGUUACGAACUUUUUUGAAAACUAUAUUAAGAGCAUUAAACCAGAAAAAACAUUAAAUGUUCAAUUUUAUUUAUGAAACUUAUUAUCUUUAUGCAAAGAAAGAGUGCCAAGUAUAAGACAUGAGAAGGACAUUUGUCAUUGUUAUCGUUUUUUGGUGUGAAUUGUUCUUUUUGCAACAACUGCAUUUAACUCUGACAGUGCUGAGAAAAAGAUGUUUACAUAGCUGCGGGUUAAGUUUCAUUUUAAAAUUGGUCCUUGUCUUAACUUUUGUAAAGUGGUCAUUCCUACAAAUAUUAGAACAAGUUAUUUUAAUCCCUGGCCAGAUACUUUUAAAUUGUAAGGGGAAAAGUAAAUUGCUUUUCUUUUACACUUAUGUUGUACCUCACAAGGAUUCUUAAGUAAACUUUUCAUCUGCUGUUUAGUAAACAAUAAUUAUGCAAAUUAUUUCUUGUACAUCAGUAAUAUUGAGUGUUAUAAGAUAGAUUUAGAGAAAUGUACUGAAGCAGCGAACACUUCUCAAGUCAAAAGAUUCCUAGAAUAGGUUUAUUUUUAUUUAAUUUUUAUGUCAAUGGCAAAAUAUUGCACCAGCCCUCGAGGUUAAUAACGAUGGCAGCAGCAGAGAACGGGGAGAUUGAGUAAAGGCAGGCAGAUGGGCCAAAGUAACUCUUCAUGUGCUGCUUUGUGGCUUCUGUGGCAUGAGUGACUAUAUAUUCAUGUCUUCCUGUUUAUGGGAUGGAUCACCAGCUUUGGUUACCAGACAGGGGGCAGUGCAUUAUUUCAGCAUGACUGUAUUGUACAGAAGCUAGUCAUGUGAUUUUUUUAACAUGCAAAUGACAUCCCUCAUUUGCUUUUUACUAUAAUAGGUCAGAAAGCAAGCAACUUUACAGAGGUGAUGUGUCACCUUUGAUUGUUUCAAAUGAAUUGGUUUUAAUCUGAGCUUGUUGCAGUUUGAUCAGUUGUGGGAAUAACAGGGUCUUUUUUAACUGAUUCAUGAACUGGUAAGAGUCACGGGUGCAAUCCAAGUUUUAAAAAAAAAAACAAGCCAGUAUUUACACAACUUUCUCAGUAAACUGAAAUGAAUGCUAUGGAUGGAAGAUGACUUAAGUAAAUAUUUUUGUUUAAUUAUUAUGUGGAAAUAGGUGAAUUAAAAAAAAACCAUUAUUAUUACUUAGCCCAUGAGCAAAAGCCAAAAAACCUAAGACAAAAACAAAUUUGCAGCAGCAGGAGGCCAUUUGGCCCCUCGAGCCUGCUCCGCUAUUCAAUAAGAUCAUGGCUGAUCUGAUUUUGGCUUCAACUCCAUAUUUGACCUACUCCCAUCCCUUGUUAGUCAAGAAUCUAUCUACCUCUACCUUAAAAAUAUUCAAUGACCCUGCCUCCACUGCGCGGAAGAGAGUUCCACACACUCAGGACCCUCUGACAGAAAGAAUUUCUCAUCUCCAUCUUGAAUGGGAAACCCCUUAUUUUUAAACUGUCCCCUCAGUAUCCACCCUGUCAAGUCCCCUCAGGAUCUCAUCUGUUUCAAUAAGAUCACCUCUCAUUCUUCUAAAUUCCAAUGGAUAUAGGUCCAACCUGUCCAAACUUUUCUCAUAACGUAAUCCCUGAUCCCAGGACUCAGUCGAGUGAACCUUCUUUGAACUGCUUCUAAUGCAAUUAUAGCCUUCCUUAAAUAAGACCAAAAUUGUACAGUGUCACCAGAUGCAAAAAUGAUCAAAUACAAAAAAUGCCAGUAAUUGUAUAAUUUGUAUAAUCCUGAGGAGAUCAUGUAUAUUAAAAACAAUUGGUCAUUGGGGGAAGAAAAUGCUUGGAGAUACUUUGAAGAUAGGAAUGCAAAAGUAAGAAAAUAAAGCAGAGAAUGAAAAAGCUAAAGAAGAGUAUAGUCUUUAUAAUCCCUUCACUGGCACACUAAUGUUAGGUUUAAGCAAAACUGUAGUCAGAUAUUAACCAAGCUAUAAGUCUGGAUUGUGCUUUCAAGUUUUUGGUCAGGGGUGCUGGUGUGUAAACCAAACACAUAUAAACAUGCAGACUCUGAAAUUCCUUUGGGUGCCAUGCUGGAAGUUACACUGAUAUCCCCUCCAGCUCUGUCCCUGCUUGAAUUUGUCGGGUCAGCAGGAAGACACCCAAUUUCUAUGGGGUGGGUGGGCACCAGCACCACUAGGGGCACAUCUCUGGUGCGGCCUGCUGCAUCUGGUAAAUCUGCCAUCUGCCUGCCACAGGGAAGGGAUAGUCUGUCCAGCCCUGCUUCCUACCCAGCCAUUGACCACCUUAAGCUAUGUGUAAGGAGGUGGUUGAAAAACAUUUCCCUGAAUACCAUUGGUGGUGCUCAGUUUCACCCAUUAGAAACCCUAUGCCAUAAGUCACUUAGUAUACUGACUUGUACUGACUUCUUCAAAUAUUUGGGGUCCUGACUGAGCCAAAAUCACGCGGCACUAGGAAUCCCUGCACAGACUCAGCUCCCUGGUAAUGGCCUUGUAAGAUUCCGCCCCUUUCAAGGCAUGGCAUUUUGGAAACUGGCAAAAGCAAUGAAGUCUCACUGAAUUAAUAACAGGAAAUGGACAGGAUCCCCAAGGAAUUUCAGGGCUGAAGUUCUGUGUGGAUUUGUUUCAUAUUAGCAUAAAUUUUGCAUUAGUUACCGGUAAUCAACAGAUGAAAAUAAAUUUCUCAGACAGUAUUACAGACUGAUAAAUAAAAUAAGGGGAAAUGGCAGACCUUUGACUGGUUUAGAUGCUCACAAUAGUCAACAGUCCUAUGAAAAGUAAAUGAUAAUGUAGACAAGUUCACGCUUCUCGGAUUUACUUUUGUCAAACUUUUGAUGGCCUUAUUUAAGAUGGCUGGCAUGCUGUGACUUUGCAAGCUCCUUCCACUGACUAGUACUGUUGACUGAUCUUAAUUUGUGUAUUUAUAUAAUUUAACAGGUUGGGAUAAAGUCCAAUCUGAGUUUUUAAUAUGCUAAUAUCUGUAUUGUCUCACAGUAUUUUUUUGGCUUUUCAAUAUUGCUAAAGUUUGAAUUGUUGGGUCACAUAUGUGCUGUUGAACAAUGUUCUAUAUUGAUUGCCAAAUGAUUGCCAUAUCUGAAAUUGCAACACGUUUGCUGCAAUGCCUAUCACAACAUUGUAUUUGAUGUUUGGAAAUGCUGAAUGAUUGGUUGUUGACCAAUUUUUAACAUUGUUCUGAUUCUUGAUUUAAUAUCUGUUAUCAGUAAUCAAGUACCACAACCAUUUUUUUUGUUAAAGUGCUUUUGAAUGUAUACAUUUUUUCUUAUGCCGCUGCAAUGCGCCUUGGGACUUUUUUAUUAUGUUAAAGGCGCCAUAUAAAUAUUUUUUUUAUAUAUCUAUAUAAAUGCAAUUAUCACUUAGGUUUGAGGUGCAAACAGAAUCCUUUCCAAUUGUAUAUUCAUAUUCAAGGUUACUUAAGGCCAGUUGGAAACCAUGUACUGCACAGUUAGCUGUGUACAAUUGCUAAAAUAUCAGGAUGCUUACAACAAGAAACUGUGGAAUUAGUUUUCUCUAAAACAGCAAGUUGUAAAAAAAAAGUCAUACAAAACCAACAUUAAAUCCCCAAGUUUCUCUUAGUUAUGGGUAGGAUUCUCAUAAAGUCACAGCAACAACUUUGCUGUUGCUAUGAAAAAAGUACAAAAUUGUUGCAUACUAUGGGAAAGCAGUGAUGAACGUCUUGCUGAAAUUUCCAUGUCUUUAUAUAAUUAUGUCUCACCUUGUUUGUUAGCUUUAAUGUACCAAGAAACUCUUUUCUCUGUAUAAAAAUGGAAAGAGUGUGUUUUGCCAGAUACUUGAGUCCACCCAAAAGUUGUUUUGAAACUGUCCAAACUUAGUUGGCUUAAACAUUGACAGGAGAUUUUCAUCACUGCUCUCUGGGCUGUAUUUAAUAAAUUUACUAAGUCUAUUUUUUUUAAUCCUGUGUUACACCUGUUCUGAUUUGGUAGGAGGCCAAUUAGUGAAUAAAAACAUGCUGCUUGUAGAAAACAAUUCUGAAUAUUCUUUGAUAUAUGUCAAUAGUUUCAUAAACCGUGACUAAAGAGGGCAAGCAUUACAUUGAUUCUCUGCUAAGCAUGUUAGUCCCUAUCUUUAACAAGUAGACUUGUGUCAUCAAUUGCCAAAUUCAAUUGAUUACACACUUAAUCUCACUCAUUACUAAUGAAACCACAGUAAGUCCAGAACUAGAGAUGCACAUUUAUUUGGACAAAAAACAAUUCAAUAUGAUACCUGCUAAAAUUACAUAUUAAAGUUCAAAAGCACACAAACAAUUAUUUAUAUUGCAUUUGUGAUCUUUUAUGCCAACGUGCAAGUGCCUUCCUUAUGAAAAGAUUCUUGCUUAUUUCUUGUGGGUUCCCCAGAUUCUAACUGGACUGUUCGGCAGUCAAUCUCUGCCAUUAUAUGCAGCUAAUUUUUAGCAUCGGUGUGCUGAUACUGGAUUCAAUUGGUAUUUGUACCUAUUCAAAACCACCGUUCUGCGUCUUGCUUAAAAAAAAACCUUAAGAAACAAAAAAAAAACCGACGUGUGUUAUACUAACCCAGUGAAAGGGCUUGCACCCUUUAGUGUUUAUAUGUCUGGAAAAAGUAUAACUUUGUAACAGAAGUUUAAGUCCACACCUUAUUUGACUUACAACAGAACUUAAUGGUUUUAACUACAAUAAAUCGAAUAGUUCGUUUAAACAAAUAGAUUUAAAAUGUUCUGUUUAAACUUUCUUCUGCUUGAAAACUAACUAUGCAUGCUUAUUACAUCAGGUGUAUGUACAGUGUAUAAGCUUUCUUUUCCAGUUUUCUGGUAUAAAACUGUGAUACUACAUGACAGUAUUUUGCAUUUGAUCUUGCUGCCUGUCUUUCUGUGGAUACUGAUACCAUUCAGCAUUGCUUCACAUGACUCGUCAGAACAAAAUUAUCAUUUGUUUCUUUCUGUCUUGUGUAAAUAAUUAUUUUGUAUAUGCUUUUCAGUGACAUUUUUUCCUUAUGAAUGUACCAAAUGUUUUGUAAAAGAUAAUUAUGUCUAUCAUUCAUAUACGCAAUAAAACAUUUUUUCCAAAAA